Dichomitus squalens LYAD-421 SS1 is the source of this 739-nucleotide messenger RNA. Its product is annotated as histone H3. Gene Ontology annotation, molecular function: structural constituent of chromatin; protein heterodimerization activity; DNA binding. The record is from RefSeq and is a predicted model, not a curated record. Gene Ontology annotation, cellular component: nucleosome. The transcript has 6 exons. The coding region runs from base 103 to 519 and encodes 138 amino acids. NCBI's taxonomy places the organism in Eukaryota, Fungi, Basidiomycota, Agaricomycetes, Polyporales, Polyporaceae.
CGCUCUCUACCACCACUCCCGCCGCAACCGCGCCCCUCAAGCUCGCCGUUGCUCAUCGCUUUUCUAUCCAACACCGCACAAAUUACACCUCCUUGAACAGCAAUGGCUCGCACUAAGCAAACUGCCCGCAAGUCCACUGGUGGUAAGGCCCCCCGUAAGCAGCUCGCCACCAAGGCUGCGAGGAAGACGGCGACGGCGGCCGCCACCGGAGGUGUCAAGAAGCCCCAUCGCUUCCGGCCCGGAACGGUCGCUCUCCGUGAAAUUCGGCGCUACCAGAAGUCCACCGAGCUGCUCAUCCGCAAGCUCCCCUUCCAGCGUCUCGUUCGUGAGAUCGCCCAGGACUUCAAGACCGAUCUCCGUUUCCAGUCGUCGGCCGUCAUGGCCCUCCAAGAGGCAGCCGAGGCUUACCUCGUCUCGCUCUUCGAGGACACCAACUUGGCUGCCAUCCACGCUAAGCGUGUGACCAUCCAGCCCAAGGACCUCGCUCUCGCUCGCCGUCUCCGUGGCGAGAGGUCUUAAGCGCAUAGCUGAAAAGGUUCUAUCUCCGGCUCGGCCUCCCGCUAUAGUACAUUGUAUCGCGUCUCGUCUCGACCUAUUUGUUCGUCUUGUGUGGUCUUCUCAGGCCUUGUAUUGUAAUGCCUCGUACGCCGUCGGAGUAUAUUUAUCUACGGUAUGGUAGAUGAAUAUCAAUGCCCAUGCCUCAGAGUAAUUGCCGUAUGAGGUUCAUGGUCAACGUUAC